Messenger RNA from Paraphaeosphaeria sporulosa, 1335 nucleotides. RefSeq lists its product as uncharacterized. The coding region runs from base 1 to 1335 and encodes 444 amino acids. The transcript has 2 exons. The record is from RefSeq and is a predicted model, not a curated record. Lineage: Eukaryota; Fungi; Ascomycota; Dothideomycetes; Pleosporales; Didymosphaeriaceae.
AUGCCGGCCGACAGGCGAACCACCUUUGCUGCUGCGAAGCCCGUCAAGACGGAGCGCACCCACGAGGAGAACCAGGAGCGUGACCGCAGUCUCGAGGCCCGCAUUGAGUCUGCCCGUCGCGCUUCUGAGAUUCACAAGAAGCGCACCGGGCGUGCCUUGCGCGUUACUGAACAAGAUGUCGUCAACGAGGAGAUGUACGAGGAGGAAGAUGAUGACCUGCCCACUCAGUAUCAAAGACUCAAUGCUCACCUCCAGACUUCGUCUUGGCUGUUUAAUCGCAAACUCCAUGACUAUAUAGCCACUCAGCAUGGCGUCAGAAACAUGUUUCUCAACCAGCAAUUUCCUGGCCAUCAGCUGCAGCCCUAUGGCUCUCAGUUCCAGCCCAAUACCGGCCAGAUGCCCAUGAUGGGUGGGACCAUGCUCCCGCCCCAGGCCUUCAGUCCGGCUACUCCAGACUUCAACCAGUCUCAGCAGCCUUUCAACUCUCAGGGGUUUCAGCACCAGCAACAGGGCUAUCGUCAUACCCCUUACAACAUUCCCCAAAGAACAUUGCAUCAGCGCUCUGCUUCCAUCGCUACGCCCCAUGUGAUGACUGACUUUGCGCCCGUCAACCAGUCUGGCCCCCAAGCCACCACCCCGAGGGGAGAGCUCAACAGAAGGCUGUCUCUUCCACAGCAUGCCCUGGAAAACCCCGCGCAACAGACUUCUGAUGGCCAAGUUAGGCCAACACUAUCGAGGAUCUCCACGGCCCAAAGCAUCCAGCGACAGUCGGCGUCGCCUCAGCGCGUGCCUGCCAGCACUUCUUCGAACGCAUCGUCAGGCCAUGCUACCCCACACCUCAAGUCAGAGCAUACCUCUCCAACUUCGUUCAAUUUCGGCUCGUUGCCGUUCGGGUCUUCUCAGGUCCUCAACAUGAACCCUUUGUCCAUGUCGCUGCCGCCUGAGUCGCAGCAGCUUGUUGGCUCUGCUCUCGAUCCAAGCGACCCUCGCACAUCACUAUUCAUGUCUGGCAGCGAGAAUCUGCCGCAGCCAUUCGCUGGCACCUAUACUUAUAAUCCUAAUUUAUCGCCCAAGUCAUCUCGACCCGCAAUGUCUCAAACUCUCGCCCCGGAACAAUCCCUAAAGCUAGACACUUUAGGCGACAGUACGUCAACCACGCCACCAUCGGCUAUGUCCGACCAUCUCUAUACACCGCAACCGCUUUUCACACCCUCUGCAUUCGAAUACUCCAAUUUCUUCGAUCAGUACCCAGCUCAAGACGGCAGCCGCAGUGCCAACGAUAGCCUUCUUGGCGACUCAUACGAAGACAACUCUUUUGUGAACUGGGAUCAGUGA